Messenger RNA from Micropterus dolomieu (smallmouth bass), 1673 nucleotides. RefSeq lists its product as uncharacterized. The record is from RefSeq and is a predicted model, not a curated record. The transcript is spliced from 2 exons. Bases 827 to 1609 code for a protein of 260 amino acids. NCBI's taxonomy places the organism in Eukaryota, Metazoa, Chordata, Actinopteri, Centrarchiformes, Centrarchidae.
GUGAUCUGAUCUUCUUCUAAGUCAAAGGUUUAGAGAAUGGGAUCGUGACGUCAGCCGAUCCCAGUAACGCAAGGCAUUGUGGGAUUUUAGGACACGGAAGUUACAGGAGAAACGUCGUAGUAGUUGUAUUGGCGGUAGACUGAAGGUGGUAUAUUUAAGAAGUAAUUCAAUUUAGAAACACGACAGAAUGGUGAACGCGUGCUACAUUUUAAAUUGUCACAAUCGUUUUCACGAUCGGCGUGGAAAAUGUAUCACAAAUGGAGUACCAUUUUUCAGCUUUCCCGCUUGGAAGCAAAGCAAUGGAACUCAAGUCGCAGAGUUAAAAAAGAGGCGUCGCAUGGCAUGGGUAGCAGCUGUAAGACGGACAAACAUCACCUUCAGCAACAUUUCCCAACACACGUUCGUGUGUUCACGGCAUUUUCACAAAGGUAAGUUAUUACAACAUCUUUAACUGUCAUGUGGUUUUAGUAAAAACUACCAGCAAACUUUGCAAAACUAAGUUAGCUGGCUGCAUAGCUAUAAUUAAGCUACCUAUAAAGGAAGGAAUCUCUAGAACGUAUGUAACUGUUAUGUUAUGUAUCUCUAACCGUUCACCGAGGACGAAGAGACAGCUAGCUCUGACAGGGAACAACACUUCACCUGCAACACCACUGGAUCCAGCUGCACAGAGGUCACAGGUGGAUGACGCUGCACCUCCAGAUGAAGCUGCACAGAGUUCACCAGUGGAUGACACUGCACCGGAGGAUAACAACAGAGAACAGGAACAGGAAUUCACUGCUUGUUGGAGGAGAACAGGAAACUGAAGGAAGAGCUCUCCCAAAAGAAGAUGGAUGAGCAUUUCUUUAAAGAUGAUGACGUGAAGAUGCUCCUUUUAACUCUGAUGCGCCUGAGAUUGAAUCUGCCAAUCCAGCACAUUGCACUCAUCAUCUGCAUAGACCGAAAGACUGUUUCCACCACGUUCAGAGAUACCAUAGCUACAAUGUUUACACAACUUAGCCCUUUGGUGCACUGGCCUGAGCGACAUUGCUUGCAAGGUAGCAUCCCACAUCAGUUUGUUGAGGCUUUUGGUAAUCGUGUUUCAGUUAUUGUGGACUGCUUUGAAAUUAACAGUGAGAGAGCAUCACAUCUGAAAGCUAGAGCACAGACAUUUUCUCACUACAAACACAGGCACACCCUCAAGUAUCUUAUUGGCAUUACACCACAGGGAGCUAUCUCUUUCAUUUCCAAAGGGUGGGGAGGUCGUGUCAGUGACAAGCAUGUGACUGACAACAGUGGCCUUCUUAAUAAAUUAUUGCCCGGAGACUUGGUGUUGGCGGAUCAGGAUAGCGUUGGAUUAAUGUGUGCAGAAGUAAAAAUCCCUGCAUUCACAAGAGGACGCUGCCAGUUGGAUGCAAAAGAUGUGGAGGAGACAAGGCAGAUAGCUCACCUCAGGGUCCAUGUGGAGAGGGUUAUUGGAUGUGUACGCAUCAAGUACACCAUACUAAGUGAGAUGAUACCUGUGAGCAUGGUGCUCCCAUGUGAAGACGAGGACAUGAUUUUCCUUGACAAGAGUGUGUCUGUGUGCUAUGCAUUGACUAAUAUGUGCCCUAGUGUUGUCAUGAAACCAUAAAACAUGACAUAAACCUUAUGAACUGCAUGUUGCAUACCAUGUGUUAAUAAAUGAUGGAAAACUA